Phytophthora sojae is the source of this 1290-nucleotide messenger RNA. RefSeq lists its product as hypothetical. NCBI's taxonomy places the organism in Eukaryota, Oomycota, Peronosporomycetes, Peronosporales, Peronosporaceae. The transcript is spliced from 3 exons. Bases 1 to 1290 code for a protein of 429 amino acids. The record is from RefSeq and is a predicted model, not a curated record.
AUGCAGAAAUAUCGUGAAUCGACUAGCGUUCGACGCUCGCUGAUGAUAUUGGGCGCGAUUCCGCUACUUCCUCUACUUUGUGCGGCGGUUGUUGACGCAUUUCCCCUGGAAUCGCCCGAUCUCGGUUUGGCUCACAGCGGAACGGUGUGGGCUCGUGGAGUAUUGGUAACACUCUUUGAUUCGUACUCGCUCUCGUGGAUGCUUGGUCAGUAUACUGUUCCAGCCGAAUGGCAGACCCCUGCAGCUGUACUUGUGCCAGUGUUCAAGAUCAUUCAGAAGAACGUACUUUGCCGACUUCUUUGUGGGCAGGACGACGUCAAGCCAGAGCUUGUUACCUUCAACGUGGACGUCACUAACGCGCUAUUCAUCUCGUCAACCAUGCAGAACCUCCAGUCGGUUAAAAGCAGUGCCAUGCUCAUUGUAGUCGACUUUAUGCAGAUGUUGGCUUCACUGUUCGAUCUGAGACUCAUGCUCAACGGCAUCAGAGAUGCUACGAACGAGAGUACAGAUCAAGCCAUCGCCUGUGCGCUGAUGGUUGCAUUGAAAUACCCGGAGCUGGGGGAGCGACCCAUGUUGAUUAAGAGGUCCUUCCCGUCCAAAUCGGAUAUCUUUCGCUCGUCUAAGCUUUCGAUGCAGAGAAAGGAAAGCGCAACUAACUAUAUCUCGCGGUUGUCAAGUAUCACACGAGUAGCCCCUAUUCAGGUUGAGGGCAAUGCUGGAAUUGUGCCAACGUGCCCUUUUGAGAAAAGAAAGGUUUCUCCGACUUUACUAUCGAGAAAUUGUACCGUUGCUUCGGAUUCCACGACGUUAGCACUUGUGGAGCAAAUGACGCCUCAGCAGCGCCAUUUCCUGCUUCAUAAAGUUCUGCAGAUCAUGUUCUUUAUGGAAUUCUUCUUGCUGACGGAAGUAUUGAAAACGCUCAUACCCGCGGCGUACAGCUGCUACUUGGUGAUCCUUUUCCACUGGCCCAACCGCAGAUUCUAUCCGCAGUUCGAUGGUCUGGACGAAUCUGGUUUCUGGGAAGUUGUCGCUCACAUUCAGAUCUACGGAAUGCUGGAGACCAUAUUGUUCGUAACAUUGAUUUGGACGCUUCACAAGAUGACCUACAAUUUUCCCGUACAACAACUUGGAUUCGCGGUUUCCAGCAAUUGGGGUAAAAUCCAAUGCAAGAUCGUGAUAUUUACCGUGCUCCUUCUACAGACCACUAUCCCUCAAUUGGGUACGUCGAACAUGUACGACAUAGUAUUCUAUUUCUCACGUAUCUUGCAUCUCUGUGUGUGUAAUUUAUAG